Marchantia polymorpha subsp. ruderalis is the source of this 1776-nucleotide messenger RNA. Lineage: Eukaryota; Viridiplantae; Streptophyta; Marchantiopsida; Marchantiales; Marchantiaceae. The record is from the annotation of a GenBank genome assembly.
GCAUCUUGGCCUUGAGGCACGGCUCGAUGAUGAAUGAACCCUACUCAUGAUGCACGCGGUUGGGUUCUGAAAGUUGCAGAAACUUACGCUUGUAUUUAUUGGCACCCGCUAGUGCUCUGGCCGGGGCUCGAGCUGUCGAGGAUUGUCGAGCGCCACGUCCGAUGAUUUGCGCCGUCUCUGACAGUCGAAGCUCUCGUCGAUCAUAAUUAAAAGGACUGUCGAAUUCGAUCGAGACGAGCGAGCCCAGAAGAAGAAGAAGAAGAAAAAGCUCGUAGAGAAGGAACAGGAUGGAGCGCUCGUCCGUGAGCCCAUGCAGAGUGUUGCUGCUGGUUCUGGUGUCGCAGAUCUUUCUACAUGACACGGUUUUUGGUGGACGAAUUCGAAUGCCGAGCGAAAGGCUGGGCUUCGACGAUGGCAGCGUCGUUCGCGCCACGCAGCCGCUGAUAGGAAUUCUCACGGGCGAAAUGGACGACAUGAUCGGCGGCUUCGGCACGUACCAUCCUGGAAUGUCUUAUAUCGCUGCAUCGUACGUGAAAUUCGUCGAGUCCGGUGGGGCACGCGCCGUUCCUCUCCUGCACAACGAGCCCGUGGAGUCGCUGCGCCGGAAAUUUUCUGUAAUCAAUGGACUUCUUCUUCCCGGCGGGGAUACCAACAUGGAUGGAGGACCCUUUUUGGACACCGUGAAGCUAUUAUUGGACUGGGCGAUCGAGGCCAACGACAAAGGCGACUACUUCCCCGUGCAUGGAACUUGCCUGGGAAUGGAGGUGCUAGCGAAUGUCAUCGCGCAGCGUAAUAUGAUGGAGAGCUGCAUUGCCAAGAAGACGCCCGCCACCCUUCAGUUCAUCGACGAGAGCAAGAAAAGCAAGAGCUUCUUCAAAUGGGUUCCGGAGGAUGUUCUGGAGAAGAUACCAACUGUUCCUUUGACGAUAAUGAACCACAAGAUGGGCAUCACACCUGCAACAUUUGCCUCCACGAAACCUCUCGCAGAUUUCUUUGAGGUGCUCACUCUCAGUCCUGACGACUACGGGCAGAUGUACGUUUCUUCCGUUCAAGGCAAGAAAUAUCCAGUAACAGCCACCAUGUUCCAUCCUGAGAAAAAUAUGUUCGAAUGGACCUACAACACCAUACCACACAGCGCGGCUGCCAUCCAGCUUUCUCAGAGCAUCGCAGACUAUUUUAUCAGUGAAGCGCGAAAGUCAUCGCACGCUCCAUCUUCACAGGAUGAAGUAAAUAAUCUACUUGUCAACAACUACCAGCCAGUGUUCCUCGGCAAAAUUCCGCCCCCAAUUCCUUUCGAAGAAGUCUACUAUUUUGGCUGAGGAGAAAUGAAGCGAGAGAGUUCAAUCUCUAAGUUGGAUACAAGACUUCUGGAUUGUCAGAGGGCUGCUAGUGCUUUUUACGAGGUCGGUAUCUAUCAUGUAACAGCUUUCGACUCGUCAGUAUGAGCUAACGGAGGAUUGAUGCCAAAAACCGCUUUAGAAUUUUGUAAUCUGUACAUAUUCCUCGUGCCCAAAACAUCUGUCACACAAUGACUAUUCAAGAUAUUGUGCUACUACGGAACUUCUAGUAAGGCAGAAUGUUACGCAGAAGUUUCAGUUUGUAAUUUACAGAGAUCAGACAGAUUACAUCGUUUCCAUAUGUAAUCAAUUCACUGGAAUGAAAGUGACCCUCGGCAAUAGAGAAUAGAUGGACAUUUUCGUGGCUUAUCACGAAUUUGUGUAGACAUUGUAUAUUGGCGAUUCGAAUGAAUCGAAAUAAAUUAAUCGGUUGGAAAUG